UUUUAAGACUCGAUAGAUUAAUUAGCACAAAAAACCAAUCCAAAAAAAUGUAAAACGAGAAAUAUAAAACCAGUAAGUAACACAAAGUAAUUUGCUGAUAUUUGAAAAAAAAGAAAGCAGCAACGACCAUGACGUCCAUACUGGAUAUGAAGCCAGGUCCGCCCGAUUAUUGGGCGGACGUUUAUAACUUCUUUUUGCCGCUGAAGUACUUCAUUAUAAAUGAACGUUUCGAUGCGCUGAUGAAGCAUGUGGAUUUGAACUAUUUGCUCAAUGCAUUGUUCUGGAUAUUUCUCUUUUUUGCCGGAGGUUUCAUUGGAUUCUAUAAAAUAUUUGAGGUUUUCUUAAAAACGUCCAACAUAAAGUUUUACAAACGCAAACAAUUUGCUCGCUCCGUUUGGAAUAUUUCUUUCUAUGCCGCUUGUACACUUUUCCUUUAUUUCUACAAUGAAUUGAUGUUGUUGCCACAGCUGUCUAAAAAUCAAGGACGUUAUUCUUUGUUUUAUUCCUCGGAGAAUAUGAUUUUCUACAAAUCGCAACAAUGUGAAAAAUUUCAAUUCUAUUCGCUAUUUAUAAUAACAUUUUAUUUACAUAAUGCCAUAUUGGAUUUUAAGGAAUCCGAUUAUCUAGAGGCUUGCUCAAGGACGCUCUAUUUACUUGCACUGGUGGCCAUUGAUGUAUACAAAUAUGAAAACUAUUUUGUCGGCCUGAAUCUCAGCUUAGGCGUCUACAAUAUACUUACAGAGACUCUCUUUUUAUUAGCUUUAAUCAAUUCGAAUGGUAGCCGGUUGUUGUUCCAAGUCUUUUUGGGUCUACGCAUAGCCUCUUGGUCACACGUAUUCAUCAGCUUGCUACCAUUCAAAUAUUUAGUUCCUACGUUAUUUGCCAAAAAUUUUAAAAUUAUAUUAAAUGUUGCAAUUUGGUUAUGGUAUGGGCUAUCAAUAUGGAAUUCACCAGUGUUGCAGUAUUUUUAUCAUCAAAUAUACCACUCAUCGCCCGUGGAUUGUUCAGGAGAAGGGUCAGCUGCAAAAUGCAUCUUGCUGAAGGAUUCGAGCGAACAUCGCCACUUUAAAACACUCAAAAAGGCUUAUAUGGAAGUAAAACUAGCACAAGAGAAACUAAAAAUUAGCACGUUAGCCAAUUCGUCUGCUUCGGAGAGUUCCUGUACAUCGGCCAAAGCCUUCCAAGCAAUUAAAUGCAUAAUGACUUUAAAGCGAAAAUUGAAACGUAUACGCGAAGGUCGUGGUUCGGAAAUGGAAAUGGAGAAUGACACCGAAGACAUGGCUAAUGAAUAGAUGUGAAAACUAUCUAUUGAACUAACGUGUGCUUCUUGUCGUGUUAUUUGCAAAACUGU
Messenger RNA from Rhagoletis zephyria (snowberry fruit fly), 1351 nucleotides. RefSeq lists its product as uncharacterized. Lineage: Eukaryota; Metazoa; Arthropoda; Insecta; Diptera; Tephritidae. The record is from RefSeq and is a predicted model, not a curated record.